UCUUUUCUAAAUGCGGCCCUGCCUCCUUCAAAUUCACCACUCAAAAAUAUAAACAAAAACAUCUGUUUUUGAAAUUGUGCAAUUAUCCUGGAAAAUUCUCUGAUUUUCCACUGUAUUUCCCAAUUUGUUAUCAGUGAAAAGUGAAAUAAGAAAAUGAUGCAGCAAUUGGAAGAGUUGAAAGACGAUGAACGCCCCUCAAACACGCUGGAAUUGUUCUCUGAACUUCCGGAUGUCAUGGAAAUGAUCCAGAACAUUGAGAAUCUCCACAAGAAUAACUUUGAAAGGGCAUAUGAGAAAUACUCAGAGAUACUGUCGAGAUACCAGGAGCAACCCCAUCUCCUGGAUCCCCAUUUGAGUGAAAUGGUAGUGGAAAUUCUCCAGUACAUCCGACACCAUUCCAAAGUAGAAGUGCAUCAUUAUGCCUUUAAGUAUCUCUAUCAGCUGUCCAAGGUACGUUCCUACAAGACUUUUGUUAAAUUCCUCCCCCAUGAAAUUAGUGAUUUGGAUCUGGUAUUGGGGAUGCUGGAGAAGCAACAUUUGGAUGAUCUUGAGAAUUGGGAGAGUAGGUAUAUUUUGCUGCUUUGGCUGUCAAUUCUUGUACUCAAUCCCUUCCACAUGAGCCGCCUGGAUGCCUAUCCCCAACAGGAUGGUACUCCAGGUGGUGGGAGUAAGAUGGAAAGGAUUUACAAGCAGUGUCAGAUGAAUUGUGAAAAUAAUGAUACUUGUUCUGGAGUGGCAGCAUUCCUGUCGUCCAGAUAUUUGGUCAGGACGGAUGUCAAAGAUGUCCUGUUGCCAAGAUUUUUUGACUGGAUCAUUGAGGAGAGCAAGAGUGAGCAGGGGAUUAAAAUUGGGCAAUUGAGUGCGAUUUCUGCAAUUCUAAAGCAUGGGAAGAGGGAAGAUCUCCUGUCACAUACGAAUAAAAUCCUUCAGUGGAUUGUUGGGUGCAAUUUCAAAGUCUCCACAGACUAUCUCAAGCAUCUCCAUUAUGUAAAGAUUAUUCAGAGAUUGGGGCUGGUUUUGCUGAAGCCUCGAUUGGCCAGAUGGCGAUAUCAGCGUGGGUCGAGAUCAAUUGUGGCAAAUUUGGAGCGUCCGGGAGUCAAGGAAGAAGCCUCUGGGGAAGAUACCUUUUCCGGAGGGGAUGUUUUGCAGCCUCAGGAAGAGAUUGUAGUUCCGGAUGAGAUUGAGGACAUCAUAGAGGAACUGCUAGAGGCCCUAAGGGCUGCUAGCAGUGGAGUUCGUUGGUCAGCAGCUAAAGGGAUUGGAAGGGUGACUAACAGGCUGCCGAAAUCCCUGGGGGAUGAGGUUGUGGGAACUCUAAUUGAGAUGUUCAAUCCACUGGAACCUCAUGAAGCCUGGCAUGGAGCUUGCCUUGCCAUGGCCGAACUGGCUAAGCAUGGGCUCCUGCUCCCUCAGCGUCUGACCAUCAUGGUCCCAAUCCUCCUCCAAGCUCUGGUCUAUGACGAAAUGAAGGGCUAUAUGUCCGUAGGCCAACAUAUCCGGGAUGCAGCGUGCUACAUGAGCUGGGCCUUUGCCAGAGCCUACAAACCCAAUGAUCUCCAGCCUUUUGUCCAGAAAAUUGCCUCUGCUCUCCUGGUUACCACUUCCUUCGACCGGGAGAUUAACUGCAGACGAGCAGCUUCUGCUGCUUUCCAGGAGAGUGUCGGAAGGCUGGGCAACUUCCCGCAUGGAAUUGAUAUCCUCACAGUUGCAGACUUCUUCUCUGUGGGCAUCAGGAAUAAUUCCUAUCUCGUAGUCAGUGAUUUUAUUGCCCAGUUUGAGGAAUACACCAAACCCCUAAUUGAUCAUUUGAUUGAGAAGAAGGUCAAUCAUUGGGAUUUGUCCAUUCGAGAACUGACAGCAAAGACUCUCCACAAACUCACGAAGCACGAUCCAAAGUAUAUGAGAGAUCAAAUUGUUCCCAAACUCUUUGACCUCACGGACUCACUGGAUGUCAAUACGAGGCAUGGAAGUGUCCUUGCCCUGGGAGAGAUUGUCUUAGCCCUGAAAUUGAUCCAGGAAGAUCUGGUUACGAAGGAGAUUGCUGAGAAACUCAAUGGAUUGAUUGAAAAAUUUACAAUGCGAGAACAAUUUCGAGGAAUGAGUGGUGAGAUCAUGAAACCCGCUUGUACGGAUUUCAUCAGGAACUGCAGCAUUGCGAGGAUUCCUGUCACAGCAGCUUGUCUGGGAACCUGGCAGCAGCUCAUCGACAAGUGUCUCACGAACAAAAAUGCCCAGAUCCGGGAAUCAGCUAUUGCAUCCCUAAAGCCCCUCUGCGAAUCUUUCUAUGCAGCCGGAAGACAGGAUUCCAAUUCCAGCAUCAUCGAAAUCUACCUCAAAGGAGCAGAAAAUGACCUCGAAGAGCACAUCCGGAUGGGCUUCCUAGCAGCUCUGGGAGCUCUUCCUAAGUUCAUGUUCAUUCAGAAAUUCGAUGCAAUCCUCGAUAUCCUCACGAAGCAGUGCCUUGUACCUAUCCCAGCAGCCUCCACUGAGAACCCCAUCACGGCUAAAUGGUCAGAAGCUCGCUGCGAGAGCGUCAAAGCCCUCACGAAUAUGGUGCAAACCGUGGGAUUUGCCAAUGAUCAGUAUUUUGGCAAUCCAGCAAUUCUCGGAAGAGUUUUUGAGUGUCUACUAAAAGCUCUGGAUGAAUACACUUUAGACAAUCGAGGAGACAUUGGAGCAUGGGUUAGGGAAGCCAGUAUGAAUGGGCUUUUCUCCAUCAUCACCACCUGCCCGCAGGAGCUCCUCCGUCCGGAUGUCGUGCACGAGAUUAUGACGCACUUCUGUCAGCAGGCAGUGGAAAAAAUUGACAGAACAAGGGGUCUGGCUGGGAAGCUAUUCUGCAAUCUCAUUCAUCAUGAGCCUGCAAUUCCGCACAUUCAGCAUCACGAGAGAUUGAAGGAGAUCUUCCCAGAAGACAGCAACUCCGUGCUCUGGCUCUUUGCUGAUCACACUUUCCCGCUCUUCUGCUCCAUGCUGACGCUUCCUGUCUACUCCAGGAGGAUCCUGCUGGGACUGUCAGCCAGUAUUGGACAACUGACUGAAUCUUUGAUUAAGUAUUCAUCAGCAUCAUUCUUUCAAUUCCUCAAAUCCAAUCCGGAUCAUGUGAAGCGAAUUGGGGAAGAGAUUAUUGCGGUAUUCCAGGAGAAUAGCCUCAAUGAGAGAGUUACUUACCCAAUGCUCAAUUUCUUGGAUCUAUUGAUCAGUUCUGGGACAAUUGAUAGCCUUCUCUGUGAUGCAUCUGAAAUAUUUCCGGAUGAGAUCUUUCAGUUGGUUAGCAAUGAAAUUGCUGGCCAGAAAAAACUCUACAAACUCAUUUCCAGUAUCAAUGUCUACUGUCAGCUAAUACAAGUGCCACGGCUAUGUCCCAAGAUUCUGUCAAAGUUGAUGGUUUUCUUGGGACGUCCUCAUGUCCAUGUGAGGAAGACAGCAGCAAUUAAGCUGUACGAGGCACUAAUUGUCCAUGGAGAUGGUUCGGGGAUUGACGAAGAGAAUAUGGAUGAGGUGCUGAAUUUGCUGUCCGAAACGAAUUGGGGACAGGAUGUUGCGGAAAUUCGUCCCAUCCGGAAUGAACUGUGUCGUUUGUGUGGAGUCAAGGUUCCAGUGAGUGUUGCCAGCAAGGCCAACAACUAACAUUCUCUGCUAUUUAUAAAUCUUUUGUAUUUCGGCAAAUAAAAAGUACUGAAGAAA
Messenger RNA from Phlebotomus papatasi, 3687 nucleotides. RefSeq names its product tubulin-specific chaperone D (gene TBCD). The transcript is spliced from 2 exons. Gene Ontology annotation, molecular function: GTPase activator activity; beta-tubulin binding. The record is from RefSeq and is a predicted model, not a curated record. NCBI's taxonomy places the organism in Eukaryota, Metazoa, Arthropoda, Insecta, Diptera, Psychodidae. Gene Ontology annotation, biological process: adherens junction assembly; bicellular tight junction assembly; post-chaperonin tubulin folding pathway. Bases 154 to 3630 code for a protein of 1158 amino acids. Gene Ontology annotation, cellular component: lateral plasma membrane.